Molecule: messenger RNA, 6309 nt
Organism: Emys orbicularis (European pond turtle)
Lineage: Eukaryota; Metazoa; Chordata; Testudines; Emydidae
Gene: NCKAP5
Product: NCK associated protein 5
Exons: 19
Biological process (GO): microtubule bundle formation; microtubule depolymerization
Cellular component (GO): microtubule plus-end
Source: RefSeq, a predicted model, not a curated record
AUGAACAGCUGGAGUGGUCCUAAUGAUUCACCUGGGUAUAGUCUUCUGCAUAGUUUACCUUUUCUUCAGUUGUUAAAGGAAUAUAUGGACUCAAAUAAAUACAUAGAGCAUUUAGUAACUCAGCUAGAAGAGCAACGGUGGAACCUAUGGAGGCAAAAGUUGUCUGUGGCUCAGCUGCAGCGGGAAGUUGCGCGAAGUAAGAGUGAAGGGACAAUGCGCGAGAAGCUGAUACAUGAGUUGGAGGAAGAAAGACAUUUGAGACUUGAGAGUGAAAAAAGAUUACGGGAGGUGACAUUGGAGUCGGAGCGUAGCAGAGCUCAAAUGCGUGGAUUGCAGGAGCAGUUUUCGAGGAUGGAGGAGACGGUGAGAAAUCUACUGCAGAAUCAAGCAUCUCCAGAUCAGAAUGGAGAGGGCACAGUUAAUAUCAUGAAGGUGUAUCAGGAAAAACUGUCAGAAGAGGACAGAAAAUGCAAAGAAACUAUGGAACACAUUCAUAUUGCAGUAGAUGAAGAUUCAAGAAGUGAAAGUAGCAGUACUGAAGAAGAGAAAGAAAAGACAAAAUUGCUAUUAGAACGAUUGAAAGCUCUGGAGGCAGAGAAUUCAGCAUUGGCUCUGGAAAAUGAAAAUCAAAGAGAACAGUAUGAAAAGUGCCUCGAUGAGGUAGCCAACCAGGUUGUGCAAGCUCUACUUACUCAAAAGGAUCUGAGGGAAGAAUGUGUAAAGCUGAAAACAAGAGUUUUUGAUUUGGAACAACAGAAUCGAAUGCUAAGUGUGCUUUUUCAACAAAGGGUCAAACCAGCUUCCGACCUCCUUCUCCAGAAACUGCAUUCACGCAUCUUAGAUCUCUCGUCUGGGGAUUUGCUUUCAGAUGUAGAAAGGAACAGAAGUUUGAUACAAUCACGAACUACUGGUGUUCAGAUUCAUGAAUGCCAGCAGAAUGUGAAAUCCAGUAUACCUGCCUUGAAAUGCCAGAGUCAAUUAAAUACGACAGGGCCCAGUCGCCUAUAUCCCCGGAGCAGUUGCAGUAGCAGUGAACUCUCUCUAUCAAGUGCUUGCAGUGAAUAUUCCAGUGGCUCCUCCUACACUUGGAAUGAUGGAAAGACGUGCAGUAAAAGGUCAUCUAUAAGCUGGGAUAAAAGAAUAAGCAUUGGUUCUUCACUCCCGAGCAACCUCUCUAGUCCUACAGACGAUCUACCUCCAACUCGUAUCAAGGAAAACCACAUUUUGGAAGGGCUGAAGAAGUUACAGAAACGAAAAAUGUUAUUUGAACCAUCUUCAGUAAUAUCAAAAUGGGGUUACAAAGAUUGCAUGGACUCCAAUGAAGGAAUAUAUUCCCCUGGAAUUAAAUGUGGCAGCCAUGAAGAACAAACUCAUUGUAAGCCAAUGGAAAUAGGGAGCGUUGGCAUCGAGCACAACAAAACUUUCACUUAUGAUUCAGAUUCACAUGAUGAUGCAGAUGAUGAAUCUUCAUCUUUAGUGUUGCUGCAUGAAGUACCAAGCAAAGGUUGCAGGCUGUAUUGUAAUAAAUUAACCCACAGUAUUUCUGACAGUCUAUUUGGUUGGGAGCCUAAUGGGAAACAUUUACCAGAAAAAGGUUCAGAUUUUAAUUCAAAGGAAAGACCUGAAAAACUAACUAGUUUUGUCAAUGAUUUUCAGUCAGAGGUAAAAUCAUGCACAAAUGUUAAGCUGCCUGUACUACAGCUAGAUCAAAGCGCUGCUAAUCUAGGUUGGAAGGACCUUAAUUUACAGUUUUCAGAUACUGAUGACAAUGAAGUCAUGGAUGAAUUACAUAUAGAAAGCAGUGAUGAAAAAAGUCCAUCGGAGUUGUUAUUAACUCCCUUUACUGACAAGCAUACAAAGAGCUCUGACAUGCUUGCAGGGAUGGAGAAUUCUCAGUUUGUAUCUACUGACGGAGAGGAAAACCAAGUAUCCACUCAGUCAGAAAUUGGGCCAAAGACAUGUAAUUUCAUUAAACAACAAAAGGUUAUAAAAAAGACUUCUUCUGAAGAAUGCACUACUGUAAUAUUUGAUGCUGAGGAUGGCGAGGCUAUUGAAUUCAGUUCACAUCAAACUGGAGUAGUCACUGUGACUAGAAAUGAAAUUUCCAUCAACCGACCACAAAGUGGGCCCAAUGCAGAAUACACUGAAUUUAUACCUCAGGGAAUAACUAAUUCGCAGACAGGAACUAAUGCUAGAAACUACACUGUUUUAGAAACACCUGAAGAUGAAAUCGAGAAAAGGACUCUUCAGAAUAAUGUAGGGAAUGAAAAUACAAUUGUCCCCAUGACAUGCAGUGAAUCUUUACACUUUGGAAGAGCAUUGUUGCAAAAUACUGUACAACAAAAGCUAGUGAAGCCAGUGUACAAUGUAUCAUAUAAGGCCAAUUCCAUCUCCACUGUUCAUGCAGGUAUCAAUCAAAAACAAAACUUGACUAAAAUACCCAACAGAAGUAAGUUUUCACCACAGAAAAUUAAGAUGACAGAUAGUGAGGAGUCCGCUGCAGCCUUAUCGUCUGGCCCAACAACCCUAGAAAAAUCACCAGCUUUGCUGCCUAUGAAACUGUCAAGAUUCAAAAAGGCACAAAGUCCAACUCAUAAUCUGGAUUUGAAAAUAGACAUAGAGAUUCCAAAGCACCCUGCCCAUUUUCCUCAAAAUUCUAAAAUUCCAGGCAGAAGUGAUUGGACAAAGAAUCCAAAGAGUCAAGUUCCAGAAUCGCCAUUAUUGCCUCGGCACCUUAUAGAACCCAGUGACUACGGAGAGCCCCCAACCAGAGAUAUUCAUUGUGAUUUAGCAAUUGUAGAAACCCGAUCCCCAUCACCCCCCCCUCCUCCGGGCCGGUCAACUUCACUGUUGAUAAAACCAAAUUAUGAACAUUCUCCACCUUUAUCCAUAAAGCCAGGCACAACUGUUCCCAAUGAAACAGCAAAAAAUAUUCUUAAAUUGUCACCCUUAAAAAGAACUGCAAACCCUAUAGCUUUUCAUAAUCAAUCUAAUCGUGAAAUGCUAACAAAAAAUACACCUCUAAUGGCCAAAAUUGAAUUAGUUCACCUUCAAGAGAAUGGAGAAAUGAGCACACAAAACAUGCUUCAGCAGUCCCACAGCUCCCCUGGAACCUCUCAAGGGCCUUCCAAAGUUUUCACAAAAAGAGCUUGCCCAAAACCCUCUAAUCAAUCAGUAUUCUGUAGCAAUCAGGAGCUUUCUAACCCAGGAUUACGGACAUCUAAGACCACCUCUCUAGCUUGUGUGUCACUGGAAACGGUUUCCUCACAAAGCACAUAUUCAGGCAAAAAAGGACUAUCCGAUGGCAGUGGAGUGCCUCAGCCACAAAAGAUGCCAAACAGUCUGCCCACAUCUCCACAAUGUCAAACAGCAAAUAGUGGUGAGCCUCUUCUGUGUCAUGUUAACCGUUCCUCAUUACCACUAUCGUUUCAUGGCAGUGACACGACAAAUGCUGUCCAGAUCUCUCAUGAGAAAGGACUGAAAACCCGCCUCCCUGUAGGACUGAAACUACUUGUAAAAUCUCCCCAACUCCUCAGGAAGAGUUCUACUGUACCAGGGAAACAAGAAAAAGACAGUAUAAAUGCAGCUUCCAAAAGCAAUGUGAGUUCAUGUAAGUACAAGCAGGAUGAAUCCAUGUGUCUAACCACCAUGGAAACAAUGGGUACGGAAUUAAGAGUCACUAAGGCCAAUACUGAAAUAAAAGAUCAAUUUUCCAUGGGACUUACUAUUGAUACAGCAUCACCUCACUCACCUGAAAACUGCAGCAUGAUGGUAGACAGAAGAGAUGGAUUAGAAAACAAAUUAGUUAAGAGAUCUGUUUCUUCUAGUAACAAAACAUACUUAAAACCGGCUCUGGGAAUGAAUGGAGCAAAAGCCCGUAGUCAAAGUUUCAGCAUUCAUACAGGGGAAAAGCCAGCUACUCCUGUGACAGAAGGGCUAGGAAAAGUACGGACUCAGAUUAUUACUAACACUUCUGAAAGAGGAAAUUCUUUAACAAGGCAGAACUCUACCAUGGAAGGAUUCCAAAUCAAGGCCAUUCCUGGGUUAGCAAUGGCAUCAGAGACCCUUUCAGAUACUUCAAAAGUUCCAGAAAAAUUCUAUUCUAGACAAGGUUCUGAUGGAAGCAUGAGUAGUUCCAAUAGUCAGCAUGGUAGCCCAAGCAGACUACCAUUCAGAACAUCUCCAAAAGUGGACUUGUUUCACAACAUUUCAAAAUGUGAGGGAAACAAAUCACCUUCUCAGAAAGAUACACCAAAUAUAUUUGUCCACAAUGAAAAAAGCAGUGAGAAUUCUAAACAGCAUCCACUAAACACAAAAAGUAUCAUGCAAGCAGAAUUGGAGUUGGAGUCAUCACCUACUAUUCCAACAGAACAAAUUUCAUCAUUUCAAAACUUGGAUGGAAUACAAUAUCCUCGUAAACUUGAAGCAAGCAAGUCACAAAGACAAGAAACCUCUUUAAAGAUACCAGAAAACUCUGAGGUUACCAGUGCUUUGAAUUCAUCUGUUGUACAACCUACAAUAGAAGAAAAAGUCAUGUUGUGUAUCCAGGAAAAUGUGCAGAAGGGUCAAGGGCAAAACAAGUCUCCCACCACCGAGAUGAAACAAAAGACUGGGCCCUCUAUAGCUAGCUGGUUUGGUUUUCGUAAGAGUAAACUCCCAGCCCUGAAUGGUAGAAAAACUGAUGUUCCUAAAACAAAGGUAGAAAAGAAAGAAGCAAAAGGUUCAGGUUUUGGAAAUAAGCAGGCAAAGUCAGAGAAAAAAAAAGAUAAAAAGAAAACUGACCAACACUGUGAAGCAGAAAAUGAAUUUAAUAAGAAAACUGAAAAUGGUGACAUUUUAGAUGAUGUUUUGAAAGGCAAAAAGAAUACAAAAGCUUCACAAGACAUUCCUGGCCAGAUUAGGUGUUAUCAAAAGAGUGGUUCCUCCACCAUCACAUAUUCAGCAAAAGACAGUUUUAUGAAAGAACUUUUAAACAGAGUUGAUAAGAAAGCAGCUCAGCAGACAGAAAGUGGAUCAAAUAAUGUUUCCUACAGGAGUGUGUCGAAGGGCAGCUCCCAGGGCUCCUCUCUUCCCAGCAACUCUAUCAGCGCUCAAGGAAGCCACAAGAAAAACAGCAAAACAAAAGCUGAUAUGGAAAUGCAGCAUGAGACACUGACUAAAUUGGUCACAGAAAGCCAGCAGGAAGAUGAAGAGGACACCAUCACAAGCACUACAUGUCAGAGUCACGUAAUAGAGUCUUGCUGCCAGAUGAGAACAUUGGACAGUGGGAUAGGAACCUUCCCUCUCCCAGACUCAGGAAACCGGUCAACUGGACGAUAUGUUUCUAAGCAAGAAUCAACUUUAGAAACUGAAGUCUUCAUGCCUCCUGAGCAAGCCCUCCCUUCAGCUCCUUCAAUAAAAGCCAAAACUCUUGAGCGAGAAGUGCCUUCAACAGCUAAGAGCCCAGAAUCUGUGGAAAACAUGAUUAGUCAUUCAACAUCUGAUCCUACCAUGACUGCCAAAGUUGUACGACCUUUUCAAAGUCGCCUUCCAAAACCAGUCUCCUCAGGAAUAAUUAACCCUCCAAAGCAAAGUGGACAUGAACAAAUUCUGGUGACUUCUGUUUCAUUAGAGCAUACUGAAAAAAAUGUGGAAAACAAGAAGAUUCUUCCAGACUGGAGCAGCAAGAAAGCCACUAAAAAAACAAAGGACAAGGCACUACGAGUGUGCACUUAUUCUGCUAGCAGCAGUAGUGACACUGAAACGGAACCAGAGUAUGAAACAAAUGACUUUGGAACUGCAGGGGAAAAGUUAGCAGAUUUAACGAAGAACAAACAAGGUAACUGAAAAUUUAUACAUGCUGAGCAAGAAGAAAAUACUGUGAGAAAGUCCUUUAUGGGGAGCCCUAUGUCAAUCUUGGAUUUAUAUCAACACAGUCUCUAUGGCCAUUAUGGAGAGGAUGGGCCUGAACAAUUAACACAUUACAGUUUUAUUGAGCAGCUGAGUGGAGCUUCCAGUAAAGAAGGCAAGAGCAAAGAGAUCCCUAGUAAAUUGAAACAAGCUGAAAAAACAAGGGAAGAUUCUGAGACUAGAUUAUCUAAAAUUUCCCUGGAGUCUCUCAAUAAAUUUAACAGCAAUAAUGUCAUUUUAUUAGAAAAAGAGAAGAAUUGUCUGAACAAGGUUGAAGGACAAAAGGAAGAAAAUGGAAAGAAUGAAGAAGCUUCUUUAAAUAGCUCUGAUAGGCAUGGGGUAGACAAUUUAGAAUCUUUGAGUGAUUCUUUAUAUGAUAGCUUCUCAUCCUGUGCCAGCCAAGGCUCUAAUGAUGUAUAA